AAAUAAAUUGCAAAUUUUGGUAAAGAUGGCGACAAGCUUCACAUGGUCGGAGCUGCCUGUCAGAGACCCUGUCACUGGCUCCAAGACAACCGCCUAUUGGAUUCAGCGCUCUCAGGUACUCGCCUGGAGAACGGCUAAUAUCGUCGUUAUAAGCCACGUGCUGUACCUGGCAUUACGCAUAGUUACCAACAGUGCCAACCCACUAUUUUUCAACGCCUGGUUUCCCUUUGACUUGAACAACACACUAGGAUACUCAUUCGUAUUGGUCUUACAGGGUUUCGGAAGCAUCAUUCUAGCCAACCUCCUCUUCGGAUUCAUCUGCCUGUACGUAUCGCUUGUGGCGAUAGGAUGCACUCAGCUGGAGAAAAUACAGAUUUCACUACUGGAUCUUAAACAGAUACAAAACGAACCGCAUUGUGUACUGAAGAGUGGCUUUGUGAAGUGCGUGCAACACCAUCAGCAGGUCUUGAGGUACAUGAGAGCGCUGGAGGACAUGUUUCAUGUGGUGUUGGUCGGACCGUUCUUAUCAGUGGCGGUUACUUUGUGCUUUGCAGCUUUCACAGCCCUGACGAUCUCCGGAAAUCAUGAAGAAUCUAUACAGAUUCUUCUGGUCAUAUUUGCUUUUCUUUGUCAAAUACAGGCAUGUUGUUGGUUUGGAAAUGAACUAACAAUACAGUCCGGCAGAGUGCGGGAUGCAGCGUGGGGAAGUGAGUGGAUAGGCUCGCCGAUCUCCCAUCAGCGGUCCAUUAAUAUCAUGAUGACUGUAUCAAAGGAGUUUAGUGUCACUGCAGGAAAGAUCAUACCUGUGUCACGUCACACUAUGAUGACGGUGAUGAAUCAGGCAUACACAUACCUCAUGUUCCUCGUGAACUUUAUGGAACGUUCUUCAACCAGACGAGGCAUCUAAUAAUGACGACGUGUUUAGAAAGGUCCAUGAGCUUCUAGACCAGUUACAUUCUAAUCACGAAAGACAAAUAACACAUUUUUGUUGUGAAAAAUAUUAAAAAUGUACACAUGUCACCGUUCCAUCAAACUAUUAAUGUAUAGUUUUAUAUGCUUGAUAUCCAA
Messenger RNA from Zootermopsis nevadensis, 1068 nucleotides. RefSeq names its product odorant receptor 70a. The record is from RefSeq and is a predicted model, not a curated record. Gene Ontology annotation, cellular component: plasma membrane. Gene Ontology annotation, molecular function: odorant binding; olfactory receptor activity. Gene Ontology annotation, biological process: sensory perception of smell; detection of chemical stimulus involved in sensory perception of smell. NCBI's taxonomy places the organism in Eukaryota, Metazoa, Arthropoda, Insecta, Blattodea, Termopsidae.